Molecule: messenger RNA, 1524 nt
Organism: Diospyros lotus (date-plum)
Lineage: Eukaryota; Viridiplantae; Streptophyta; Magnoliopsida; Ericales; Ebenaceae
Product: cytochrome P450 CYP736A12-like
Exons: 2
Coding region: 1-1524 (507 amino acids)
Molecular function (GO): oxidoreductase activity, acting on paired donors, with incorporation or reduction of molecular oxygen; heme binding; iron ion binding
Source: RefSeq, a predicted model, not a curated record
AUGUCUCCCGCCGACUUCACCAUUCCGUUUCUCCUCCUCGAAGCCUUCUGGUGUUUCCUCCAAAUCCGGGCCAUCUCUCGCCGGAAAACCCACCGCCGAUCACCACCGGGUCCCCCGGCUUUACCCAUCAUCGGAAACCUCCACAAACUGGGCAGGCUCCCCCACCGCAGCCUCCAAGCUCUGGCCCGGAAAUACGGCCCCAUCAUGUCCAUCAAACUGGGCUCGGUCCCCGUCGUUGUCGUCUCCUCCCCGCCGGCUGCCGAGCUCUUCCUCCGGACCCACGACGACGUUUUUGCCAGCAGGCCCAAGACCCAGGCCGCCGAGUACCUGUCCUACGGCACCAAGGGCAUGGCGUUCACGGAAUAUGGGCCGUAUUGGCGCAGCGUCAGGAAGCUGUGCACGUCGGAGCUACUGAACGUUGCGAAGGUGGAGUCGUAUGCUGGGAUGAGGAGGGAGGAGGUGGGGGCGAUGGUGCGGUCGCUGAAGGCGGCUGCAGCGGGGGAGGCGGUGGAUGUGAACCGGAAGGUGGAGGAGCUGGUGGAGGACAUGACUUGCAUGAUGGUGUUUGGGCGGAAGGGUGACGAGAGGUUUGAUUUGAAGGGCUUUAUUCGGGAGGUUAUCGCCUUGGUCGGAGCUUUCAACGUCGCAGACUUUGUGCCGCUGCUUUCGCCGCUCGAUCUUCAGGGGUUGACUCGACGCUUGAAGAAAGCCAGCAAGGUCGGUGACAAGAUCUUGGAGAGGAUCAUGGAUGGGCAUGAGCAAGAUGCUACUGCAAACCAAAGGCAACACAGAAAUUUGAUCGAUGUACUGCUCUCGCUAGCCAAAAAAUCCUCGACCAAAACUGGCGAGUGCUCAUUUUCCAUCGAUCGAACGAACGCCAAAGCGAUUGCCCUGGACAUGAUUGUCGGAUCUUUCGACACCUCCUCCACUGCAAUUUCCUGGAUCAUGUCGGAGCUCCUGAGACAUCCGAGAGCGAUGAAGAAGCUCCAGGAAGAACUAGAUCGUGUCGUAGGGCGAGAUCGAGUGGUGGAAGAGAUGGACCUGGCAAAUCUAGAAUACCUAGAAAUGGUGAUCAAGGAAAGUCUCAGGCUCCAUCCAGUUGCUCCGUUGCUGGUUCCUAGAGAAUCCAUGAAGGACAUCAACUUCGUUCUCGGCGAGGAUCGCUAUUUCAUUCCGAAGAAAUCACGAAUUAUCGUGAACUGUUGGGCACUGGGGCGAGAUCCGGAGGCGUGGUCGGAGAACGCAGAGGAGUUCUUGCCGGAGAGAUUUGUGGAUCGCGAGGUGAACCUCCUAGGGCACCAUUUUGAGCUGUUGCCAUUCGGAUCGGGUCGUCGGAUCUGUCCCGAAAUACACUUGGGGCUAACGAACAUUAGGCUGGUGGUAGCCCAGCUGGCUCAUUACUUUGAUUGGGAGCUUCCAAACGGGAUUUUUCCAACUGACUUGGACAUGAGUGAGAGGUUCGGCUUGUCGGUUUCCAAGGCCGAGCACUUGCUCGCAACUCCAACUUAUCGCCUGCGCACUUGA